UGACUUGGGCAUGAGGAGAUACCCUGUGUUUGGCCCGUGCUGCCUGGGUCUUUUUUCCAGGGCAUUUGGUUUCUCUUCCACCCUGCUGUCCCAUCAGAUUGUGAGUGCUGAUUUGGGAUUGGGAGUGGCUGGGAAAACCAAGUCUGUGGGACUGAAGAGCCACGCACUGAUGGAGACACCUCUUGAGAAGGCCCUGACCACUAUGGUCACCAUUUUCCAUAAAUACUCGGGGAGAGAAGGCAGCAAACUGACCCUGAGCAGGAGAGAACUAAAGGAGCUGAUCAAGAAGGAGCUGUGUCUUGGAGAGAAGAUGAAGGAGAGCAGUGUUGAUGACCUGAUGAAGAGCUUGGACAAGAACAGCGACCAGGAGAUCGACUUCAAGGAGUACUCAGUGUUCCUGACCACUCUGUGCAUGGCCUACAAUGACUUCUUCCUUGAGGGCAGCAAAUGACCAGGGCUCAGCCCAUUGCCCCUGGCCUCUGCAGCUCCUCUCACAGACCUUCUUUGGCCCCUUGCCCUCCUCUCCCUUCUGAACAGACCUUGCUUCAGGUUUCCCUUCCAGCGGUGGAAAUAAAGGUGUUCGAUUCCAG
This is a messenger RNA of Suricata suricatta (meerkat), 590 nucleotides long. It is a transcript of the gene S100A5, whose product is annotated as S100 calcium binding protein A5. Gene Ontology annotation, molecular function: transition metal ion binding; calcium ion binding. The record is from RefSeq and is a predicted model, not a curated record. The transcript has 3 exons. Lineage: Eukaryota; Metazoa; Chordata; Mammalia; Carnivora; Herpestidae. Gene Ontology annotation, cellular component: nucleus; cytoplasm. The coding region runs from base 11 to 451 and encodes 146 amino acids.